Molecule: messenger RNA, 589 nt
Organism: Momordica charantia (bitter melon)
Lineage: Eukaryota; Viridiplantae; Streptophyta; Magnoliopsida; Cucurbitales; Cucurbitaceae
Product: heavy metal-associated isoprenylated plant protein 39
Molecular function (GO): metal ion binding
Source: RefSeq, a predicted model, not a curated record
CAUUCCACAAACCAAUCUCAAUCUUCUGAAUCUUCAUCUUAUCUCUCUAUUCCCCUUCACUCCCAAUCUCAAAUAGCCAUUGGAAUUCCCAGACCCAAUUCAAAAUGAGCAAAGUGGUGAUGAAACUUGACUUGCACGAUGACAGAGAAAAGAAGAAGGCCCUCAAGGCAGUUUCUGGACUUACAGGAGUUGAAUCCGUCGCGAUGGAGAUGAAGGACAAGAAGCUGACAGUAAUUGGGAGUGUCGACCCGGUUAAUGUGGCUGCUAAGAUACGGAAGCAUUGGCCCGGCGCCGAAAUACUCAGCUUCGGGCCGGCGAAGGAGGAGAAGAAGCCGGAGGCAAAGAAAGAACCGGAGAAGCCAAAGAUCACAACUGAGCAGCAGCUACAACAGAUACUUAUGCAGAUGGGGCAUCCUCAUUGGCAUCCUGCUAAUUACCAUGUCUUGAGUGUAGAAGAGAAUCCCAAUUCUUGUGUCAUAUGUUGAAUGAAUUUGGAUCAAUAAUUUUGAGUUUUGAGAAACUUUGUUGGAAUGUUUUCAUUUUGGAGUAAAUAUGUCAAUUUCAGCCUUCCCUCCACUGAUUUCCUAUA